Syngnathus typhle (broad-nosed pipefish) is the source of this 3295-nucleotide messenger RNA. RefSeq names its product tumor necrosis factor receptor superfamily, member a (gene tnfrsfa). Lineage: Eukaryota; Metazoa; Chordata; Actinopteri; Syngnathiformes; Syngnathidae. Gene Ontology annotation, biological process: positive regulation of apoptotic process; TRAIL-activated apoptotic signaling pathway. Gene Ontology annotation, cellular component: cell surface; plasma membrane. Gene Ontology annotation, molecular function: protein binding. The record is from RefSeq and is a predicted model, not a curated record. Bases 180 to 1640 code for a protein of 486 amino acids. The transcript has 11 exons.
AGAAUCACUGCAACUGAGUCUGGGCUCUCAGUCGAGACGUUUGAAAGACAGCCGCUCACGCGUUAUACUCAUGAGAGAAGUCGGUUGACGGAUUAGCUUGUUCGCUAAUUUAUUUUUUUUAUCACAACGUGUUUCAUUCAAGAUCCUUUUCACGCUGAGGUCUUACGGAGGUUUCUGACAUGAACACCGGGCCAGCUGUCGGGAAAUUCUGCAUGUUCUGGUCAGAUGUUCCUAAUCAACGUGCAGAUUGCGAACAGAAGGCGACUCAUGAAGAAUCUUCUCGCUCUUUUGAUGUGAUGCCACUGAAAGAGCUGAUGCUGCUGGCGACGCUGCUGCUCCUCCUCGCGAGCUCGCCGUGCCGAGCGGCCGAGCAGCCCCCCGCCGCCCAGUGGUCCGCCGCUUCGGAGAACGGCACCCUCCUGCGCCGCCAUAGGACCUGCUUGGAGAACCAGCAGUACCACUACCAAGGCCUCUGCUGCCUCAACUGCCAGGCUGGGACGUUUGUGCAGAAGGAGUGCGAGCGUGAUUACCAGCAGGGGGUGUGCGCUCCCUGCGAGGAAGGACACACUUACACGGAACAUUCCAACGGCAUGCACAGAUGCCUGCCCUGCACGCACUGUCGACAAGACGAGAAACAGACGGCGCCCUGCACCACCACAUCGGACACCAAAUGUCAGUGCCGAGCCGAAACCUUCUGCGUGCCGGAUCAGGCCUGCGAGGUCUGCAAACGUUGCGCCAAGUGCAAGCCGGGUGAGGAAGAGGUGAAGAAGUGCACGCAUUCUUCCAACACCGUGUGCCGAAAGCGAGACCCGGCUCCCACCAAAACACCGUCAGGCCAAACCCCGCCCACCCCUGCCUCGCCGGCAAAUAUAUGGAUUCCCGUGCUGAGCUGCCUCUUCUUCGUCAUUGUGGCCGCCGCGCUGGCCGUGUGGUUGGCCGCCAAGCGCUGCUCCUUCGAGGGAACAUGCGCCAAGAGCCGCUGUGACACCAGUGAAAUCAUCAAGAUUCCCAUCGAUGAGAGCUCCCCCACGGCGGAGGAAUGCCAGAACACUCAUAACGACGUCCUGGAGGGCGACCAUUCCCGUCCGGAGUCGCGUCCGCUGCUGCAGGAGACGCAGGCUGGCAUGACCAACAACAAGGCGUCGCCGUCCCCGGAGGACGAGGACCGCGGGCUGGGCGACAGCUUGUCCAACACCACCAACUCAUCGCAGACAAGCCUGUCGGCGCUUCCCACCGCCGCUUCGUCCGGGAACAGCCCCCAGCAGAGUCCCGCCCCCUGCAGGAUAAGCGCCUCCGCGAUGGAGGAUCCUCUGCAGCACCGCCUGGUGCCGUUGCAAGAGUCUGAGAAGUCACUGAAGAAGAGCUUUGACUUGUUCGACAAGUACCUGGACGUGACGAUCCACAACAAGUUCUUCCGCAUGAUCGGCGUGAGCGACAACCAAAUCCGCCAAGCGGAGAGUGGCGUGGCCGGCGACAAAGUCUACGAGCUGCUCAAGAGCUGGAUGCAGCGACAGGGCCUGAAGGCUGACAUCAACGACCUGCUGCGGGCCCUGCUGGACCUAGACCAGCGACGCUCUGCCGAGAGCAUCGCCUCCGAGGCGCUUAGGCGAGGCUACUACAAGCACGAUCACGCUCCCUGAGGGACGUCCUCGCAGCUCCUUGUUGGACUUACCUCGUAUCGAGAGCCAGUAGUUUUUUCUUCCGAAGAUGCAUGAGCAACCUUUCCCCCCCCCCCCCCACAAAAGGAGUAAAUUGAGUUGCUCGGAUGGAUGAAAAACAACAAAAGAAGACAUAAUAUGAAGAAAGUACUCAGCGCCACCUGGUGGCAAGCACAUACACUGGUCUGGCGCUUACCCCGCCUUCUCCGCCACUGGCUCAAUGUCGUCACGCUAGCUGUAUGAUUUUUUUUUUUUGUCAUUGUCAUCUUUGAUGCACUUCUUCCCACUAGCAAAAUGUUGCUAGUAGUUGCGUUGACGUUUUGUGUGUGUGUGUGCGUUAACAAAAUGAUGCCCGCUGAUCAACCUUUUCUGUGUAGGAAUUUUCUCUUGUAUAGUCUCCGAAGAUUAAGUAUAAGUAUUCCCAAAAAUACAAGAUAUGAUGAUUCUCCUAAAAUUACAACUUUUUCCCUUGAAAAAUUGCUAAAAAAAAAAAAAAUCAAAAGAAUACAUUUUAAUUCUUGUAUGAUUACAGUUUUCCUCUUAAAAAAAGACUUUAUUCUCACAAAAUUGACCCCUUUUUCUCCCCAUUUUUUUUUUUUUUUUUUUUUAAACAUUUUGUGUAGAAAAAUCACUUGAUUCUAUUUUGAUUACUUUGUUAAAAUAAGCAACUAUUUUUGUUGUUGUCUACUGACACUACUUAUUUAGAUGAAUGGUUUUUCUUUUGUCAAAAAACCAUUUCGGAGGUGGUCAUUCCGUUAAAACAUACUAUGCUAAAAUGAAGUCAUGCAACACAAAUUUGUUUCUGACAAAAAGCUAAACCGUCACAAACUGUGUCUGCCACGAGAACUUUGGUCCCUGCCUUCCUCUUUAUUUAUUGUCAUAUUUAUUUUUAGCGCUACUUAUUUAAACCCUCGCAGCAUUGUCACACUUUCUUCAAACAUUAUUGUUCAUUUCAGAGGUGAGCAGACAGCAAAUGUCUUUAUUGAACUUAUAAAUAUGGAUUAUUGAGGCUGGCGUAUCCAUACUGUCAUGCAUGAAAAAGAACACCAAGCAAUAUGCCCCGCCCCACCCCUCGUACUUUUUUAUCAAUGGGCUUAUUGAAAGAAACUGCCUCGCUGCUUGUUGUUGGACUGGAUUCACAGUUUAAGCAAAAAUGACGGCGGCAACUUGGCGACCGGUACGGACGGAACCUUUUUGUCCAGCUUAGUUUUAAUGAAGGAAAGUGUGCUUUUUUUUUUUUUUUUUUAAUUAUUUUUUUUUAAACACCUCAACUUUACACUCUUAUUGCCCAACUCUUUUCUGUGUUUUCAGUGAGCCUCAUUGUGUGUGUGGGGGGUUCUACAAGUGUGUGUGUGUGUGUGUGUGUGUGUGUGUCUAUGCCAUUGUUUGUGUCCUACUGUAUUGUGAUGCUCAGUGCUGGCGCUGCCAUCCGGUGGUUGACAAGAGACAAUUCAUCUUACAUAAAUUUCAAAGCUUUCAUAUCGUGACAUUACGUGGACUGUUUGUCAUAUUUGUAUAUAGAUUGUAGGAGAAAUUAAAUGACGUCCAAGUCCUAUUGAUGGAAGAAAUGAAGUUGAGAUGUAAGUUAUGAGAUGUAUGUUUUUAUGUACAUUUGGAAUAAAUAUUUCGUACAGACA